Molecule: messenger RNA, 4382 nt
Organism: Megalopta genalis
Lineage: Eukaryota; Metazoa; Arthropoda; Insecta; Hymenoptera; Halictidae
Source: RefSeq, a predicted model, not a curated record
CGAACCAUUUUAAUCGCGCCAACGAACCGCAUGCGAUCGGGUAUACACGUGAGACAAAUGGGUCGCAAACGAUUAGUAUGUAUAAUGUUACGGUACGAAACGAAAAGAGAUGGUAUCGAAACGAUGACGUUGUAUCAUUCUCGAUUGAGGUUAUGUUGACGCGACGAGAGUUUUAUUCGGCAACAAUGGGACGACAGUCGUUGUUUAUCGACGGCACACGUACCAUUCUUGAUCCUGAUUCAACUUUUAUGGUACGAUCUCUUCAGCGCUUGUACUCUCGGUCGGAAAAACGUACGACACAACGGAAGUGCAACUUCGCCAACAGAACCGCCGCCAUGGUUUUCGCCCGUUUGCUCUGCGAAUCUGCGAUGCAAUUUGUACCGCUCGCGAUUAUAGAUUGCAUUCGUCUGUGUGCGUGUAUAUCGUCAGCUGACGCAACAAUUUCGAAUUCUCUGGUUUUUCUUUCCAAACUAUGGCAAGAAUUUUAUUAAAAGUUUAAACGAAGAAAAAAAACACGUCGCAAAUGGUGUACGGUUUGUUCACUGAAAAAGUAGCGUUCUAUAGCGGUGACCGGUGGCGAUCAUUGACCGUAUAAUUCUGACUAAUUGGUAAAAAUUGAAAUUGUAUGCAGCGAUCGUUGAUCGAAUACAUCAAUAUUAAGAUGUCCACACCGCAGAUCGCGUAUCAUGCGAAUAUUUUAUGCAAAGUUCCAGAUGCUCGAUUUUACGCAAUAAACGUAUAAAAUUUGCAAUGCAAAUAUAAGCUGGAUUUAGGUCAUUUUUACCUGUCGAGUUCCCACCGGAUAAAGUUAAGCACACGAUGAUACUCUACUUUCGAUCAAUUCGAUAGCAACGUUCUUCCACCGGAACCCCGACGACAGCUUUCUCAGACUAGAAUACGAAAAUCUCGUGAACGGUGGAUCCCGGAACAAGUUUGUCGUUAUUUGGAAGCUACCAAACAGAAGCGAAUUCCUCGGCAGAGGUUUCUUCAACGGCGUGCCUCUCCUACACGUGUAUCAACAUCGCGGUCCCCUCCUCUUUCACAAAACCAUCGCUACCCGAAGAUCGUCUUCUCGAGUAAAAGCCGCGUGCUAACCGAGCGUGGGCACAGACAGCAUCAUGAGCUUGGCAACGCUAGUACUCCUAUUGGCGAGCACAUCGAUAACCCUGACGAGAUCUCAAGAGACCGAGAUCUCGGCGAAGGGUCUGGACAUGACGCAGCCUCCGAUCAAGCUGGACAAGAAUCUUCGUCGAGCCCUGUUGAAGGCUCUGACCGAUUUGGAAGCGGAAUCCGCGGAGCAGCAUAAAGGCGAGCAGGGGCCGGCUGGCCAGGUCGAGGCCGACUUCGAUGGCGUGACCGACCCGAAGAAAAGCCUGAACGCGGAUCUCGGCGUGCGCGGGCUCGGGUCGAUGUUCUCGUUCCAGAGCUUCCCUCGGGACGAGGAGAUCCCGCCGGAGGACAAGCUGCAGAACUCGAGCUUCUUGGAGUCCGUUCGUUACGUGACGCUGAAGACGCCCGCGAUGCACAUCGAGAAGGCGACGCAGGAGGAAUCCAGGAGCUUUCACGUGCAGAACGUAAUCUUCCCCGAGAAAAGUGUCACGUUCGGUACGAAAAUAGAGCCGAAGGCGGAGCAGGAAGAGAAGAAGAGUCCUCCGAGGCCGGCCAAUACUUUCUCCGUGAGCAGAGUGGAAAGCCUGACGUUGAAGCCGGCCACGGAAGUCGCGGAAAGCCUUGCCGGAAGUGCGACGACCGGUAUCGCGACGGCGAACGCGUUGGUCGCGCAAAGAUUGGCCGAGCCCACGCCCUCGCCCUCGACCGCGGCCACGGGCAACAACGCCACCGCGUCCAGCGACGCGAAGGACAAGACCGAGGAAGUGAAGAUCUUCCAGGCGCCGCUCGUCGCGGCGUUCACCGUGCAGCAAGACGAGCAAGGCAUUCCGAAAAGCGUGGUGCCGAUCUUCAGGUCCCCGAACGACGGUCAAGCUUUGACGCUGCAGGAGCAAUUGGAGUUCAAGCAGCAACUUCUGGAGAGGCAGCUGGCGGAGCUGCAGCAGCAGCAGAUCCAGCAGACGCAGUUCCUGGUGAGGCAACAACAUCUGUACGAGCAGCAGCUCAGGCAGAAGCAGGAGCAACAGUAUUACCAUCAGGAGCAGGCUAGGAUCAAGCAGUUGGAGGAGCAGGCCAAGAUCAAGCGGCUCGAGGAGCAGAGGAUCAAGCAGCUGGAGGAGCAAAGGCUGCACAGGUUCCAGCUCCAACGUCCCGUUCCGCAGAAGCAGUUCUUCUUCGAGCAGAGCAACAACCUGUUGACCUUCCAACCUCCCGUCGACCCGAACGUUCAUCUGCAACCCAGCGUGGCCUUGGAAGUGCCCAGCGUCGCGACGCCCCCGCCUUUCCAAUCGAACGUUCUCGAUCAGCUGCGGUUCCAGCAGUACCGCCAGCAACAACCUCCGCAAUCCCAGCAUUUCCAGCAGCCCCAGCAGUUGCAACAGCUGCAGCAGCCCCAGCAGGUGCAAACGCUGCAGCAGACGCGGCACUUGCAGCAAACGCAGCAACCGCAGCAGCAACAGCAUCAGCAGAGAUUGCAGCAGAGCUUCUCCGGUUUCGCCGACUUCCAAUCUUCGUUGCCUCCCACGACGAGAUUCAAUAGACAGGAGGCGUUCAACGCCGUUGGCAACUUCGGCUUCAACGGGGACCACAAAACCACGGCCAGCAGAAACAACUUCGGGUUCGGUGUGCCCCAGAGGAGUCCCGUGAACUACUACAAUCCUUACGUUCAGUACAGACAAGCGAAACCAGCGACGCCGGCCAAGCAGAUACAACAUCUUCUGUAUCAAUCCGGGAUCGCCAGCGAUCUGGGCAGCGUGCAAGGUACCGGGAACCACGAGGAUCUCAACAUCGUUUCCAAAGUGCUCGCCUUGAACGUGGGCCACAUUCCGAACAAGGGUCUUCAGUUCAAAGCGAAUCAAGCAACCUCGUUCGGGAAAGCAUCCGCGUGAAGAAAGAAGCGGGACCGGAGUUAGACGAGUCAUGUAAAUCGCUGCAGGACGAUAUUAGUCAGGUGAAAUCGAGCUCUCACUUUUUCCUCCUUCGCUCCUUUAUUCGGUUUCCCCGUCUCGAGCUCGCCGGGUCCUUCAAACGGGCACGCGCGUGGAAAUCAUGACACAAGCGCCGAUGGAUAACGCUCGGAGCCCCGUUUUAACUCGUAUUUAUUACGUAUUUCGCGAUCGACGCCCGUAAAUCUACGAUCUCGAAUCCCGAUUAGACGUAAUCAACGAUUAGACGAUCGUCCGCCGAAGUUUCUAUUGUUUCGACGGAAACGGGGAACGUGUUUUCGUGUAAUUUUCAUCGUCGUUGUUCCUCGACGUCUUGCACCAUUCGUAGAAGCAUCGCAAGAACAUCGCGAAUCUUACGCAAACGUUAUCGACCGAUCGAACCGAUCAGACUAUAGAUAUUUAUGUAAAAUAACAAUGUUCUGCUUCGAUCGGGAAUUCGAUGGAACCUCUAUCUUGGUAAUCUUCAAAUUUGUCUCGUGCAUAACAUUUGCACGCGGUUAGAUGCGUCCGAUGAUAGUAAAAUUACGAAAGAACGCUGCUCGCGAAAUAUUCCCGGCAAAACGACGCAUAGUCGGCGAAACGACUCGAUCGCCAAUCGAAGCCGUGAAAGGAACGUCUGGUUUCUUUCAAUUAGUAAUUCAAUCGCCGGAUCUAUUGUAAGAGAUCCGAAUCCGUAAUCGCGAUCGCGGAGACUUAAACGGCCGCCCGUUGCACCCGGGCGACUCGACGCGAUACGCGUGGAACUUCUAAAUCAGCAUCGGCGAACAAUUCCAGGUGAAAUCGAGACAGAGUUAUCGCGUAGCUCUCGUCGGGCAAAAUUGGCGUUCCAUCGCGCGUGGGAUCGAGACAAUUCCCGAAGAAAAACCGCUUUCCACGUACGCCUCGUAAUAAGGAAGUCCUUAAGAGGUCAUAAUAACAUUAAUUACGAUCCGGAGCACUUCGAGCCUGAAUUCGCUAUUCGUACCAUCCUCGAUUGUCUUAUUACGCAACCAUGAGUGAUAUUGCAAAACAGAGUCUCUCCGCAUAACGAUCCUCCUUUCCUAAUUUCAAUUUCACUCUUUCCAUCGUUUCACGCGUGCUGCGCCGGUUCCGAAGAUGUUCGGAGAAAACUAGUUUGCGAUAGAGGCCAGGUACCAAACGAGCCGAAAUAAUCUGAAAGCAGAGCACUUUGGUCAAUAUUCGAGCUCCGGGCGUUGAAAAUUGUUCGUUCGUAGUACUUAAUAGCGUAAUCUUUAAUUUCCUAACGAAUGGGGACAGCAAUUUAACCCUUUGCAGUCGAAGCUGUUUGAAUUCGAAAUCCAAAACAUGAUUUCUGAUCUACAGUAUUUC